AUGAACUUGAUUCUGUUUAGGUAUUCAGAUAUCGUGGAUUCCGAGUCCACAUUAACGGUAGAUAUCAUUGAUAAAAACACAAUUAACCAUCUACUUAAUGUUUUAAAGGUACAUGUUGGUAAAUUAUUAAGAGUAGGAAUAUUAAACUCAACUCUAGACUACGGAGUUGUCGAAAGUAUCACCAAGUGGUCAAUUAAGCUGAAAUUGUCAGAAAACUUUAAACUAUAUCCACCUGUGAUAGAAAAGCCAGUAGUUGAUUUGGUAGUUGGAAUCCCGAGACCUAAAUCACUCGAUAAGCUACUCCAGCUUUCGAAAGAAAGCAUAAAUAAGUCACUUAUCCUGGGACUCCAGCAAGGUGUGUGUACACUCAUGCCUGAAGUGACCAUGUUCAUAAGCCUGGGAGACUAUGAAAGAGCCUGUAAACAAAAAGAUUAUGCUAUGAAGUUAAUUGCCCAUCCCGAUUCGGAACAAACACUUGGAUCUCUCAAUUUAAACACUCAUGUUAAAGGUCCAAUCCUCGUUGCAAUAGGUCCCGAGGGAGGAUGGCUGGAUCACGAAUUGGCAUAUUAUAAGAAGCUAGGAUUCGUUCAGUUUAAACUAACUGACCGGAUACUUAGAACCGAAGUUGCUGCAGUAGCAAUUCUGUCCCAAAUGUCCCUGUUGCUUAAUGAUCCGACCGUUAGAAACGGCCUUGAACCCGCCAAGAGAUGA
Messenger RNA from Theileria annulata, 711 nucleotides. RefSeq lists its product as uncharacterized. Bases 1 to 711 code for a protein of 236 amino acids. Gene Ontology annotation, biological process: rRNA base methylation. The record is from RefSeq and is a predicted model, not a curated record. Lineage: Eukaryota; Apicomplexa; Aconoidasida; Piroplasmida; Theileriidae. Gene Ontology annotation, molecular function: rRNA (uridine-N3-)-methyltransferase activity. The transcript is spliced from 3 exons.